Messenger RNA from Porites lobata, 4754 nucleotides. NCBI's taxonomy places the organism in Eukaryota, Metazoa, Cnidaria, Anthozoa, Scleractinia, Poritidae. The record is from the annotation of a GenBank genome assembly.
AUUUUGUGUUUGGUUAUACUUUUGUUCCAUCAGAGUAACUUGGUUUCCUCUCGAUUACCCAAUUACCAAUAUCAUGUUGACUCGUUGGUUGACACUAGAAAGGCGUUGCUGUCUUAUUUCGCAGAAACGGCAGGUGGGUGUUGGAUACUGGCAUGCAAAGAGUACGCUACGAGAACACAACUGUAAUUGUAGUCGAGAUUUUAUUAUUAUUAUUGUUAUUAUUAUUAUUAUUAUUAUUAUACUUCCUUUUGAAGAACUGCCCUUUUAUCAUAUCAAGGUCAUUUUUUGUAACGUACAAAAUUAACUUGAAAUAAUUGAAGAAAACCUCCAAAUCGUACGUUAAAUAAUUCAUCGACCUGAAAAAAAACAAUCCGCCCAGAAUUCAAAAGGUAGUCUUAGAUAAUGGAGAUAAAGAUAGAUUACAAAUAACAAACUUGGAAGAUUAUGGAUGACUCAUUAACGAAGCACGAAUAAGGCUAAAUUAUUUAAAAUGCGCAAACAACUAUCUUCUGUAAUUGGGGGAAUAAAAGUUACAAUAAGAAAUGAAUUGUUUAAUAAGUUGCACAAUGAUUGUCAGAUGAAAAAUGUAGGUCCUGCAUUCAGAUAGCCUGUGAACAGGCCUUUGGUCGAGCGGGAAACUCACUUUCCCUUUCCUUUCCUCGCUAUUUUUUUCCCUAAACAGAGAGCCUGAUCGCAGGCUAACAUUCAGAAACUUAGUAACAAAACAAGAUCGAUGACGGAAAUAAUGCGAGUAACUUAAAUUCACUUUUGCCUUAUUGGUAGACAAGCAUUUGCAAAGCCUCAAGACCCUCUCAGUUCCAAUAUCCACAUGCAAAUUUCCCAUACUGAUAUCAAUAAGUUGAGAGAAUUUGAUCAAAGAUCAAAGCAUUUUCUGUUUAUUGUUUAUUUUAAUAUUUCUCAUAAACUUUUCUCUUUAUGAGGUAUGAAUGAUGUUGAUCAGUCUUGGGACGUGAAGGGUUAAGAUAGUCGUGUUGCUUCAAAUUAAGAUAUGAUUGUGUGUUUAUUACUUUGCAGCUUAAUCUAUUUUGAUUCUAUCUGUUCUAUCUGAAUUAGUGUUACGAGAAGUGGCAGCUAGGAACAAAUUAAAUUCAUCAGUCCAUGAAUCAAACACCAAACAAUUAUUCUUUUAACUAUUUUCUUACUUCUUUGCAUAACGUAACAAUUUUUGUUCCCUUCAUUUUUUUCAAUUAGCUUCGUCGCCGUCCAACAGCCUGCUGACAAACGUGGAAGAAAUAGAAAGAGCAGUUUACGAGAGACAGGCCCAUGGUUCUCUUUACCUCCAAACACCAACCAGAGUGAAGAAGAUCGAAGGCAUCAUCAAGCUUGCCGCUCAGCAUGGCAACGAACAAUUUCUUCGCCAAGCACUUGGUCAUGCGCUGUACACUACCAUCAACAUACAGAAAAGCAAGCACUCUUCCCUGACUUCGCGUCGUAAAAAGCGAUGUGCAAUAUGCGUCGAAGCAGUUAAGAAAAUGAUGCGAUCAAUCAAAAGGACCAUCGGAAAACGCAAUUUUAAAAGUUUUGUUGGCAACGAAAACGGCAAUAAGGCAACACUUACGUUUGCGGUGGAUGACACGGGAAGUAUGUAUCAAGAAAUUCAAGCAGUCAAGGAUAUCGCAACUUACAUCGUUAAAAUGCCAAGGCCAAAUUUAGAAGUGGAUUUUAUUUUGUCGCCUUUUAACGAUCCAGGUUUGUGAGUUCUUAGUUUACACUUAUUCACCGAAAAUAUCCUUAAAUAACAGAUUUAAAACACUUCCUUAUGUAAUCGUUGGGUUCUUUCAAGAAUAAAUUACCUUUCAUUAUUAUAGUCUUUUCGAGUAUUCGAUGUGCAAGUUGGAAGAGUUCUAACAGCUGCUUUAAAACAAUCUUUCAGUCGUAAUAAGUUCUAUUCAUGGCUUGAUAAAUCUAAAUGACGACAAGCACCUUUUGGUAACCUGAUGAUGAGGGCAGUGAUAUGAAAGACCUGGCUUAAAAAAAUUGCGUAAAAUCAGUCCACAAAAGCCAACCAAAACUUCCUCAAAAUUAGAGACCACUUAAAACUAAGUGUCCUUAAAGUAAUUUUUACUAGUUUACAUUUAAAAAGUAAGUGUUUAAUGGGCGGAGAUAUAACAUCUAACGAAUGUAAAUUCCAAUUCUACGGCUUUCUCCUGCUCGGUUGUGUAUAAAUUUGUCAGCUCGAACGGACAAUUACAAUUUCCAUUCAAUUUUCCUCUCACUCACCGCCACCAAUAAGCACCCAAACCUUACCCCACCAUCCUAGAAUGGAAUUAUGCAAUUUGCGUAUUGUCACUCAAAUCUUCACGUUACACAGCCGCUCACUGAGCUAAAAAUAAAGUCAUUCGAGUAGUAAUAUAACUCCAGACUGGUUAUUUAGCUCUCUCGUGACAAGCAAAUAAACCUUUCAUAGAGGAGCUCCACGCUCGAGUGGAUCUCCAUAACUAAGAAAAUGUGGUACUCUAUCAUUCCGAGAAAUUUUGGUAAUCACAUGACCGUACGCCCGCGCGUCCGUCCGAACCACAAGGAAGCCAAUUUAAAAUGUCACACUUUCUAAAACGUGGGAAAUUGCAACCUGAUAUUGCACAUCCAUGUUGAUGUCAUUUAACAGCUGUCAAAAGAGGCUAUCCGCUGACCAGAAUCACAUGACCAUAUUAAGGGCUCAGGCGUGGACCCAUAGAGGUUACGUGUUUUUUUAAGUUCUGGGCUGACAAGUUACUAGUUUUCGGUUGAUCGCGGGCUCAACCCUUUUUAACGGGAGCUUCGUCUUUAGACACGGCUAACUUUAUGUAUUACCAAAGAUGAAGAAGUUAGACGUAGUUUUUAUCUUUUAACUCCUCAGAAAGGGGCAGAGCCAUAAGGAAAGGUGCUGGAAAAGGAAAAGAAUUUAUUGACCAAAUUGAUGCUCUUUAUGCAAGUGGCGGAGGAGACUGCAAGGAGAUGGCCUUCACUGGAAUUCUGGAAGCCCUGAAAAAAGGUCCCGUAAGCAAUUCACCCCUGUACGUUUUUACAGAUGCUCCACCGAAAGACGUUUCAUUGUUAAAAGACGCAAAGAGAAAACUAUACUAUCGAGGUGUACAUGUUUACUUUUUUCUAACUACUGCCUGUGGUGACGAAGGCGAUUACAAGCCAUUCGAGCAACUUGCCAAGGACACUUGUGGGGGGAUUUUUGAGCUGCCAAAAUCUAGGUCCGAUAUCGCAGAGAUGAAGAAUUUUACAAGAGUGCUCCUUGAAGAGGUGACAUGUAAUAGCUAUAGUGGAUUUCCACAGUUCCGUAAGAAGAAACGGAGUGUUGCCGCAAAGGAAUACAAAUUGAUGGUAGAUGACACAAUGGACAAAAUAAUUGUAUCGAUCUCUAGUGCCAACAGCUCUCCAAAAAUAACACUCAGAGAUCCCCUGGGAAAUUCUGUUGAAAAGACAACGGUGUAUAAAUUGGUGACAAUUUUCGAGGUGGCUAACCGAAAGCCUGGACUUUGGACGCUUACUGUACCACCUGACGCUGGAAAACACACAUAUCUGUUCAAGGGAACCAGCAAGACCAACAUGGAUUUCGAUUUCAUCUUUGUCAUUCCUCGUGUAAGAGGAACGCCUCUACCAAUAUCACAUCCUCUUACUGGUGAGACUUUGAUCAGCAUUAUUAUUAUAAAUGAUAAAUAGAAUUAAUGAUAUGUGUGGAGAGAACAACUCAUCAUUAUCGUUAUUGUGCAAUCCAUGAACUUAAAUGACAUGGACUUUAAAAUAGGGAGGAGUUACAAUGCCUUCCCUCCCUCUUCCCUUCUCGUCAUAUUUUAUUAUUCUCUUUUUAUAAUUAAUCUUUUGAAUCUUAAAAUUCUUCUUAACCGUGUAGUUAUGGUUCCGGAGUCUGGAUAGUUCAGCCCAGCUUCUCGAUGGUUUCUAAGCUUCAAAACGGCCAGUUGCAUUUUCAAAUUGGCAGAAAUAAACCCAAUAAGAACAAAGUGAUAAUUUCAUCAUGAAACUUGUGUAGUUAAAGUUGAGUUUUUUCCCAGUUAAAAUGCAUUGCUAGCUUGGUGACUUCCACUUACCCCUCCCCUAACUCAACGUUAACAUUUACUUCCCACUUAGGACAAAAUGCUGGGUUGGGGGAGGGGUAGUAGGCUGUUUCCUAGAAACCCAAAUUGAUCUAACGUUUCUUCUUCAUCUUAUAUUCAGGAAAAUACGCGCAUGUCGUCUUGAUAGUGAGAGAGGCUGGUAAAAUACAGUCGUCAUCUCUGUACCUUAACAUCCUGAAGGAAGAUGGAAGCGUCCUUCGCACAGCGUCUGUCAGACCAGCUGGAACUAGAACUACAGCACAUUUCUCGGCCACCUUUGUUACUCCAUCGGCCCCCUUUAAGCUGCAACUGAGGGGCAAGACCAAGAAAAACUUUGACUUUGAACGCAAUUCCAAGAUCACUAUACAACCCAGCCAUGUAAUGGUCAAAGUCAUCUAUUCCGAAAGUGAAUUCACGGUUCCCAAACACACCAAUGAAUCAGUCAUGUUUUUAGUCUUCAACACUUAUGUUACUGAAAUGUUUGAUGUUUCAGUUGAAGCUACGUCAGUGUUCAACACCUACUAUCAAAGAUCACACCUCGUCUACCAAGACCGUCUGGCCACAAUUGACGUGUAUUUUUCCGCAUCGCCUUUGGCCGCCACAGGAACCGCAGAGGACGUGCUAGUCACUGUAAUUGGUCGAACGUCGAAGGCCACUGCCAAGACCGUUGUGAGUUUGAUGGUUUCUUAA